AUGGACUCACCACCUCCUCCACAAAGAAACAUUUCAACUUCCGCAAGGAAACGACCUAAGUUACAAAAAUCUCUUUCUACAUCUGGUGUAAACCCUAGUGGGGGCGGUAAUGGGGGAGGAGGACGUGGUAGAGGCAAUAGGGGAGCUAGUCGUGGUGGAGGCAGAGGUAGCCGCGGUGGAAUGAGUCGUAAAUCGUCUAUAGCACGAAAAUCAAUAAUUUCACCAACGACUCCGCAAGAGCAACUAGGGUCGCCUUCUUCAUCCACAGCUGCUACACCUGCCCCCACUUCACCAAGUGUCCCGUCAACGCCUGGAGUAUCUGUGCCACCCACACCUCGUGGUGAAUUCUUUGAUACUCAACUUACGACCAAUAGUCCCGAAUCGAAUAACCUCGAAGAAAAGGAUAAAGAUAAUGACGAAGACGAUGAAGAGAAUGAUGAGUUCGCCAUGGACCUUGAUCUGCAUAUGCAAGCACAAAUGAAAAGAUCCAAGGAAGAAUUGAGAGCCCUGCUUGAAAACUUUUCAGAAGAGCAACUGCAACGCUAUGAAGUAUAUCGAAGAUCUUCAUUGAGCAAGCCAAAUGUAAAAAGAUUAGUUGGUCAAAUACUUAAUCAACCGUGUUCACCUACAAUGGCUUUCGUGAUUGCUGGUUUCACAAAAGUUUAUAUUGGGGAAAUCGUUGAACUAGCACGUGAAAUUCAGAAAGACUGGAAUCAAACAGGACCUCUCACGCCAGAACAUCUUCGCGAAGCAAAUCGUCGUUAUAAACAAGCAACAGGGUUCACAUCAAGUAAUUACCAUAAAAGAUUGUUUUGA
Ambispora leptoticha is the source of this 816-nucleotide messenger RNA. The record is from the annotation of a GenBank genome assembly. Lineage: Eukaryota; Fungi; Glomeromycota; Glomeromycetes; Archaeosporales; Ambisporaceae.